Gigantopelta aegis is the source of this 2775-nucleotide messenger RNA. RefSeq lists its product as uncharacterized. Gene Ontology annotation, cellular component: cytoplasm; microtubule plus-end; nucleus. The transcript has 13 exons. Lineage: Eukaryota; Metazoa; Mollusca; Gastropoda; Neomphalida; Peltospiridae. The record is from RefSeq and is a predicted model, not a curated record. Gene Ontology annotation, molecular function: microtubule plus-end binding. Gene Ontology annotation, biological process: cytoplasmic microtubule organization. Bases 29 to 1600 code for a protein of 523 amino acids.
AUUGACUGUUGGAUGGCUGAUGUCGUAGAUGAUGAGGGAAAUCAUGGAUAGCACGAGUUCGGAACAUAGCCCACCACUGAGCGAAAAUACGGGAAGUUCUUGGGCCAAUUGGGAAACUGAAAUUAGUUCUGUGUCGGGUUUAAAUUUGGGAAGUACCAAUGAGCUGAACAGCCUGGUGGAAGACAAGGAAGUCGCAGCACGCGCCGUAGCGUUUGUCGUCAACAGCACGCGCAAAGGAAUUGUACCCCUGUGUGCUGAUGUGGCAACUCUUCUGCACACCAAGCGACGCCUUGAGAAGAAAGUCUAUCAGUUUAAGCGUGAGAACGAAGCACUGAGGUCUUCUGCGUCGAUCAGCUUCCGCACCAGUCAUUCCACAAGUCCGACCCCUCCGUCCAUCAGUUCGUACACUGACAAGUCACUGCUGCAUGACCAGUCAUCACAGAUACAGGACCGGUCUCGUCCGUGCUCCCGCUGCAGUCAGUGUUCCAGUCUGGUUAGCAACUCUCCCAAGUUUGAGAAGACCUUCACCUUCAAAGGUCAUCUCAACUCAGGCUCCAGUCACAAUGAAGGUCAAGGUCAGAGGUCACCUCACAGGUCACCGAACAUGGUACAUGGGCAGAUGAAUGGAAUCCUGACUAAAGCUUUGAUCCAUCACACACAUGGGGCUGAUGCGCUGGACAACGGUCAGACGAGCGUAAAACAACGCAAAAAUUCUCUACCAGAAAUUAUAUCUGAACCUGACGGACGCCUGAAGAAAAUCAGGUCAACUAUUUCUAAGGAAGUUCAGUGUUCGCUGUACCCGCCCAGUGGUGCCUCAUUGGAGGAACAGCUUAUUGAGACGGUUAAAUUAAACUCCAAACUAGCAGAAGAUCUUGCAGCUUCCGAGAGAGAAAUUGAGAUUCUGAGAAAACGCUUAAAGGAUCUGGAGACUGACAGUAUGGGUAAGGAGUGUACAGAUACGUUUCACAUUGAGAGUGAGUUUGAGGACACGAUAUCGACUAAUUCAGACUUAAGGGGAAGACUGAAUCCGACAAGGAUUACUACAAAGAUCGCCAUGACAAGCCUGUUCUACCCGGAGCCGCUGCACGGGUGUAAGUGUACGGCGUGCGUGGAAGCGGUCGGUGGGGAUGCCACCACAUGUCUACCAAGGAGUGUCAAUGAGCAGGACGAAACACAGAGCUUCCAAGUCAGUGACAAGCUUAUUGUUCAGCUCGGAGAAAGAGUGAUUAUCAAGGGAGACCGACUUGGCUGUAUUCGUUAUGUCGGCCAUCUCGACAAAAUAGGACAACCCAAUAUGAUAUUUGUCGGGAUUGAGCUAGAUGCUCCAGUUGGCCGGAAUGAUGGAUUCUACCAUGGAAAGCGAUACUUCUUCUGUCAUCGAGACCAUGGCAUGUUUAUACCCCUCCACGACAUCAUCUGUAAGGUUCCUAGUAAGAUGAGUGGUGAAGUGGACGAUGUGCCCACCCUGCGAGACAAGCCAACAUGGAAAGACUUCAGUAACAUCUACUCAUCGCCCGCCCCGCGAGUGAGAACCACGGCUAAGAGAAAAGUGGACAAGAUCGAAUCGAGAUGUCCGUCAGACAUAGAAAACAGAUUAUGAAACUGUUACUCCAUGUUCAGCUAGAGAAGAUAUUCACCAGAAUUGCUUCACAGUGAAGAGUAGUUCCUGAAACAGUGAAGAAAUUACAUUUGGAGUAGAUAUUCUGACGAAACCGCUUUUCAAUCUGAUGCUGAUAUAUAUAAGGGACAAUAUUAUUUCAAAAUAGGGGAUAAUCGAAAGUUAGUUCACAUGAUUAUUCAGUUACAUACCUGUGUAUACGAGUUAGAUUUGCUAACUGGUGGGUUAUGUGUAAACUCAAACUUGUAAUGAACCUGAAUUUUAAAGACAAUAUAAUUAUUUAAUAUGAUAAGAUAAAACAAAAUAAAAUAGAAGCAUUUUCAUUAUUUCAACAAGCUGAUGAUGAUUCCAGGGUUGAAAAUUAGCAGUCGCUCGUGGCAACCUUUAUUGACUCUGGGCAACUAAGAAUUUUACAAAGAUAGUCCGUUGGGCUGCCAUCGAUUUGAUGGCCUGGCGAAUAUGGUACCCCUUGAAAAAGAAAUGCACUGAAACUGAAUCGGAUGUGACAAAACACACCGCUUCUGUGCUGGCGCAACUACAGAUCUGGUAGCAGACGAUAUUAUAGAACAUGUUCUAUGUAUUGACAGCGCCAGACUGACCAGAUCAGCCUCAGCUUUUGCGAUUUUGGUCCGGGGCUUUAAAAAAGUAGAGCUCAAAACAUAUUGCAGGCACUUCAGGUGGGUUUUUAUUUUAAAUCUUGGAAGUCAUGGGCUUAUUGCAAUGGACUGGACAUGCCAUUAUUAUCUGGUACACCUAUUUUUUGACAUUAGCUUAUAUUAUUCUGGGACAAAAUGAAACUUUUUCUUGUAGUUUUAACACACACUAACAAAGACAUUUUUCAUUACUACAGGGAUUAUUCCAAAAGUCAGUUAAUUGGAUAAAAUUCAUAUAAAAACAUAUUAAUUUAUUAAAUUAUAAACCCAUACCAUCUGACAUAACUUAUUUGGGGUGAAAGGUUCAGUGUAAAUAAAACAAAGAUAUUUAUAAAACGUACUGCAUAGGUUAAAUCUUUUCUGAUACAGGUUUUAAGGCAAUUGAUGGAACAUGCAAGGUAAUCUGAAAGACAAAACCGUAAUAAGAGAUCACAAUGCAGAGUUGAAUGGGUAUUUGGCAUCUAGUGCCUUGUCUAUAGGAGGACAACCACUCCCGAGGAAAUC